CUCUCCUCACUGGGAUAACACAGGUGAACACGUAACCGUGCCUGAUACGUGAAGAACGUGCAGCCAGCUUUAGUAAUGGUUGGUGUGGGAGUUUUCAAAGCUCACGGUCAGUAGCGGGUAAGGUAACUGAUUCAUUCAGCAUCUAUUGAUCGACGCCCAUUCAUUGCCAGGCAUGUUCUGCCACCAGCACCCAGAGCGUGUCCCUGGGCUUGUGCAGCUAACACUCCUGAUAUCUGUGCGCCUUGACAACCCACCAGCUGUACUCCACUUCCAGGGCCUGCGGAGGUCCCGUGUCCGGGUCUGAAGCCAGGGAGUGUAGGAAGAAGGGAAGGCUCCUCAGCAGAAAAUAAACUUUGACAAAAUUUCAGGACAAGAGAAAAUGGCCCACUAUGAAGUGACCAGGCCAUCCCAGACCCUCUCCAGGUGAAUGCAGGACCUUAUUCUGACUGCCAGCGUGGGAGGUGCAGGCCCCAGCAGACGGGUCUCUGCAGAGGCCCCUUGUAUGGAGAGAAGAGGAGGGCUUCCCCACGAAACGUGUUAGAACCAGCAAAGCUCUUCUUGCCUCAGUCAUAAUUCUGAUUGUAUAAAGUCUUGGUGUUACUGACAUGUCAAGUUCCUUCUGCAACAGCCGUGCCCGCUCAGCCAGACGUUCUCAGGACACUAUCGCUUCGGUUUGGCCCCAGAUGAUGUGAAGUGAAACAUAAUUUCCCCUUUUUCAGGGCAAAACAAAACUGCAAGGGUUUUUUCCCUGCGCCUCCCCCACCCCCUUACCCCAAACAGACUUUAGUUUGCUCCUGACUUUGUUCUGACAGCGGUUCAGGAUUUCUCUUUCUGGGGAAGUGCAGAGCUUGCGUGCUUCUGCUGCAGGAGGGACGCGCCCGAAGGCCCGGCUGUGCCUCCACCGCUGCAGAGUCGGUGGUGGCGGCAGGACCGCAGCGACAUGCCCCCGCCUAACUGCUCGGUGCACAGUGGCCCGGUGGAGGUGUCGGUGGCCGCGCUGCUGGCGCUGGAGUGCGGACUCGGCCUCCUGGGCAAUGCCGUGGCGCUCUGGACGUUUUUCUUCCGUCUGAAGGUGUGGAAGCCCUACGCAGUCUACCUGCUCAACCUCGUGGUCGCGGACCUGCUGCUGACCUUCUGCCUGCCCCUCCACGCCGCCUUCUACCUGAGGCACCGGACGUGGAGCUUUAGGCACGCGUCUUGCCAGACGCUGCUGUUCCUGCGGGCGCUCAGCCUCAGCGUGGGCAUCGCCUUCCUCACUGCGGUGACCUUGGACAGGUACUUCCGGGUGGUCCACCCGAGGCUCAAGGUCAACCUUCUGUCCCUUCGGGCAGCCCAGGGGAUCUCAGCCCUUGUCUGGCUUCUGAUGAUCGGCCUCAACCACCAGAGCUUGUUCGUGCCUGAGGCUGGGUGCCCCAGUCUGGAACCCAGGGGAGAACUCUCCUUCAGCAUGAUUUGGCAGGAAACUCUCUUCUUCCUCCAAUUCGUUUUUCCCUUCAGCCUCAUCUUGUUCUGUAAUGCCGGGAUCAUCAGGACCCUGCAGAGGAGGCUCCGAGACCCGGAUAAACAGCCCAAGCUGCAGAGGGCGCAGGCGCUGGUGGCCACCGUGGUGGUGCUGUUUGCACUGUGCUUUCUACCCAGCUUCCUGGCCCGGGUCUUCGUGGCCGCCUUCCGAGGGGUGGGCAGCUGCCGGGUGCUGGGCGCAAUGGUGCACACAUCCGACCUGGCCGGCAGCCUGGCCUCCCUGCAGAGCGUGCUGAACCCAGUGGUGUACUGCUUCUCCAACCCUGCGUUCAGACACUCCUACCGCAAAGUCUUCAACACCCUCAGAGGCCGGGGGAGGGAAGCAGAGGCGCCCGGCUGUGACCCCAAAGACUCCUACUCCUGAGGCCAACUGGCUCCCUCCACCGUUUUCAGGAGCCACCUGGGAUGUGGGCAACAAGGACCAUUCAUUAGGAUUCUGCAGGACGUGGAAGUCUCGAGGCUGCCCUGCAAAUUUUGGACAGACUCGGGCACACAUGCAGAAGUCACUGCCAUUACAUUAUGGACCAGCCAGUCAAAGCGAGCACACCAGAGCCUCCUUUCUGCACAAUGUGAAGCAGGCUUAAUUACUGACCUGACAGCCAGGUGGUCAUGGUGUGUGAAAGCUGGACGGUGGCCCUGUUCCAACUCCAUGUGCUCUGGCAGGUCAUCCUCAUUUUCUUUGCUUCAGUUUGUAAAUGCAGACAGAUUGCUUUGUUCUCAGCUGUUGCACAGACUUGUGAUUAUUGAUAUGGGAAAGUGGAGAUCUGGAGCCUGAAGAGAGGCCCCGGGCAUGGAAGUCACUGUACUCCAUGCCUCUCUGUGUAGCACAUAAUGUUCCCUGUUUUAUAAGCUUUUGUUCAUUAUCACGGAGCACGCAUUAUGUCAAAGACAACACAGUUCCCUAGUUUAUGAUAAGAAACAUUUUCUUAUUCAAUUUCUCAAAA
Molecule: messenger RNA, 2465 nt
Organism: Manis javanica (Malayan pangolin)
Lineage: Eukaryota; Metazoa; Chordata; Mammalia; Pholidota; Manidae
Gene: GPR31
Product: G protein-coupled receptor 31
Biological process (GO): G protein-coupled receptor signaling pathway; negative regulation of inflammatory response
Cellular component (GO): membrane
Molecular function (GO): bioactive lipid receptor activity
Source: RefSeq, a predicted model, not a curated record